Messenger RNA from Nymphaea colorata (pocket water lily), 2382 nucleotides. Its product is annotated as phosphoenolpyruvate carboxykinase (ATP). The record is from RefSeq and is a predicted model, not a curated record. The coding region runs from base 174 to 2165 and encodes 663 amino acids. The transcript has 13 exons. Gene Ontology annotation, cellular component: cytosol. NCBI's taxonomy places the organism in Eukaryota, Viridiplantae, Streptophyta, Magnoliopsida, Nymphaeales, Nymphaeaceae. Gene Ontology annotation, molecular function: phosphoenolpyruvate carboxykinase (ATP) activity; ATP binding. Gene Ontology annotation, biological process: gluconeogenesis.
CACUGCCUUGGCAGCUCCUUCUUCCCCAUCCUUUUCCUCCCUUUCUUUAUCAGGCUGUCUUCUGAUUGGAACUCUGAUUGUAGGGAGGCCCCUUCUUUUCGUUCUUUAGUAGCUCCUUUCUCUUAUCCUUUUGUGUCAGUAACAGGGAAGACAAGGGAGAGGGAAGGAGGACGAUGGCAGACAAUGGAGAUUUCAGCUUCGCCAAUGGUGGAGCGCCGCAGUCGCCAGUCGGGCGCAACGGCCUGGCGAGGAUCCAGACGAACAAGAGAGAGAACGGCAUCUGCCACGACGAUAGCACCCCUCCCGUGAAGGCGCAGACCCUCCACGAACUCCACUCGCUCCAGAAGAAGAGGUCGGCCCCGACCACGCCGAUCAAGGGUGCGCAGAGCGCCUUGGCUCCUUCGGUCGUCUCCGACGAAGAACGCCAAAAGCAACAGCUCCAGUCCAUCAGCGCCUCUCUAGCAUCAUUGACAAGGGAAACGGGCCCAAAGGUGGUGAAGGGGGACCCCGCCAAGAGCGUGCCAGCACCAAAAGUCGAGCACCACCAUCUCACAACCCCUACCAUCUGCGUCAGCGACAGCUCCCUCAAGUUCACCCAUGUCCUCUACAAUCUCUCCCCCGCCGAACUGUACGAGCAAGCCAUCAAGCACGAAAGGGGCUCUUUCAUCACGUCGACAGGUGCCCUGGCGACGCUGUCCGGCGCGAAGACGGGCCGUUCUCCCAGAGACAAGCGCGUCGUCAUGGAUGAGACCACGACAGAAGAGUUGUGGUGGGGAAAGGGCUCCCCAAAUAUUGAGAUCGACGAUCACACCUUUAUGGUCAACAGAGAGAGAGCCGUCGACUAUCUGAAUUCGCUUGAUAAGGUCUUCGUGAAUGAUCAAUUUCUCAACUGGGACCCUGAGCACAGGCUUAAAGUAAGGAUCGUGUCAGCAAGAGCUUACCAUGCCCUAUUCAUGCAUAACAUGUGCAUACGGCCCACCCUUGAAGAAUUGGAGGAAUUUGGUACCCCGGAUUUCACAAUUUACAAUGCCGGGCAGUUCCCCUGUAAUCGAUACACUCAUUAUAUGACAUCAUCGACUAGCGUAGACAUUAAUCUUGCUAGAAGAGAAAUGGUGAUCCUUGGUACCCAGUAUGCCGGUGAGAUGAAGAAGGGUUUGUUCAGCGUGAUGCACUACCUUAUGCCCAAGAAACAAAUCCUUUCUCUGCAUUCCGGCUGCAAUAUGGGAAAAGAUGGCGAUGUUGCCCUCUUCUUUGGAUUAUCAGGAACAGGUAAGACCACCCUUUCCACCGACCAUAACCGCUACCUGAUUGGAGAUGAUGAGCAUUGCUGGAGUGACAAUGGUGUCUCAAACAUCGAAGGUGGCUGCUAUGCCAAAUGUAUUGAUCUGUCUCGGGAAAAGGAGCCUGACAUCUGGAAUGCCAUUAAAUUUGGAACUGUGCUGGAAAAUAUAGUUUUUGACGAGCACACCAGGGAGGUUGAUUAUGCAGACAAAUCAGUCACAGAGAACACAAGAGCUGCUUAUCCUAUUGAGUACAUCCCAAAUGCAAAGAUUCCCUGUGUUGGCCCUCAUCCCAAGAAUGUGAUAUUGUUGGCUUGUGAUGCAUUUGGUGUGCUCCCGCCAGUUAGCAAACUCACUUUGCCUCAGACCAUGUACCAUUUCAUCAGCGGCUACACUGCCCUGGUGGCGGGUACAGAAGAAGGAGUGAAAGAACCUCAGGCUACAUUUUCUGCCUGCUUUGGAGCUGCUUUUAUAAUGCUUCAUCCCACUAAGUAUGCAGCCAUGCUAGCUGAUAAGAUGCAGAAACAUGGUGCAACUGGCUGGCUUGUCAACACAGGGUGGUCUGGUGGCAGGUAUGGUGUUGGCAGCCGAAUAAAACUAGCAUACACUCGGAAAAUUAUCAAUGCUAUUCAUUCAGGCAGUCUUUUGGAUGCUAAGUACUCCAAGACUGAAGUAUUUGGGCUUGAGAUACCUGACCAAGUCGAAGGCGUGCCUGCAGACAUUCUGAAUCCCAUUAACACUUGGGCGGACAAGGAUGCAUAUAGGGAGACCCUCUUGAAGUUGGCGGGUUUGUUCCAGAAGAACUUUGAGGUCUUCUUGAACUAUAAGAUUGGGAAAGACAACAGCUUGACUGAAGAUAUUUUGGCAGCAGGACCCAUCUUUUGAUUGACUGAUACAACCUGAUAAAGUAUGGUGGCCGAAAGAGCAGGGUGAUGAGACAAGUUAAUGAAUAAAUGGGAUCAUCUUAACGUUAAGUGGGGAAUAGACGGUCUUUGCUUCUUCGUCCGUCAUAUAUGUGGAAGUGAUCUGAUUUGUGGUUCUGUUCAUGUUUCAUGUAUGUGUUGUUUGCUAAUAUCAAGCUAUGCAUGUCUUUCUUCUGUAA